Molecule: messenger RNA, 3684 nt
Organism: Portunus trituberculatus (swimming crab)
Lineage: Eukaryota; Metazoa; Arthropoda; Malacostraca; Decapoda; Portunidae
Exons: 7
Coding region: 184-2523 (779 amino acids)
Source: RefSeq, a predicted model, not a curated record
CAAUCAUAAAACAAAAGAGAACCUGAAAACCAUUACAGAAUCACUAUUACUAUUAAUGUGCGAGAACGUCAGUCAGUCAGUCACGUGCGAGCCCCCGAGAAGGAAGGAGCACCAAUCUGCCACUCCAGUCAACCAAUCUGUCACUCCAGCACCAACCAGUCACUACAUUAAACGAGCGGAAUAAUGACCCAACCCACGGAGGACUAUAAGGACAUCAUGCAGCGAGAGGUGGACGAGGAGGUCACUCUGAUCAAUGAGUUCCUGGCAGACAUUGACAACCGCCGCCGGCACAUGUGUCACUUUGUGUCCGGCCUUCAGGUGGCGGUCACCAGCAUUCUGUUCGCUGCCCGCACACUGGAAGAGAGGCACUCAAAAGUAGGCAAGGAGACCAUCCAGGAGGAGGAAGGCACCACCACACAGCCUUGUCCCCAGGAGGUGGAAGAAUCAACAAAGGAAGAGGAACAAAUGGAAAUGGAAGUCAGUUUGACUGAAGGUGAGGAGGCAUCAGAGAGCAACCUGUCCAAUGAAUUGAUAAAGUCCCUCAACAGCACACUAGGAGACCUUGAACAAGCUGAGAAGAAGCUUAUUGAAAUGAACAGUCAGAACCACACAGCCACAGACAGUCAGUCAUCAGAAUCUUGUUACCUGGACUUCAUGUAUGAGUUCCUAGCUGAUUUCCGACUAAAACUGCAACAAUCUUGUGAAGAGUUCAUCAGUUUGGAGUCCCAAGCACUAGCCUUGCUUGAAGAGAGAAAAGCCUUGCAAGACUUAAGCUUACAAAUCAGCAACAGUCCCAGGAAAACAGUGAAGCCCAAACACGACUCCUUGGCCACAGUUCCUUCAGACAUGGAGCAAGCAGACAAGAAGGCAGAGAGUGAAGAUGGUACAGUUUCUGAGAUGAAAUUCACUCUCCCAAAAGAUAUGCAUCAGGAAAGUAUUCCCUUAGAUACAGUAGCUGUACGGAAAGACAGUUCUUUCUUUGAAACAAAUACAACAGUUCCACAGAAAGACCAAGACAAGGACACUGCUCCCGUAUGCACUAAUGGAACUUUAAGAAAUAAUACCAUGGACAACACUUCAGACACACUUAAAAACACUGAGCAGACUAUUGAUUCAGGUGUUCCUUCCCAUGAAACACCACCAAAAGCUACCCCUGCAUCUACAACACAAGACAGCCCAUGUGAUAGGAAGAAAACUCCAGAACAAGUUGCCACAGAUGAAGAGUAUGACGGUCCAUCUCCUAUAGGGAUGAGAAGAAUGUUUGGCUCUUUUUCUGCUGAGCCCAAAAUUCCCCUCCCAUGUCCUUCUCCAACCAUAUCUGUAGUAAAUUCACCUGCAUUUUCCCCAUCACCUACUUCAGUUCAUAUUGCAAAUUCACUCACAAUGAAGCUAAAUAAUGAAGUCAGCCCCCAAGAUACAAUAACUGCACAAAGAAGCAAUGACUCAGGUGACAGCUCCCCUUCUGAAACAAGACCAACCAUUCCACAAAAACAGGAAGGCAAAGUCAUGGUUCUGAAAUUUGCUUUAGAGAGCGAUGACAUUGAAAACAACACUCCUCCAGACACAGACACAAACACUGCACAAACUAGUGACAUAAACACCCCUAAUGAAACACCAUCAAGAGAUACCUGCUCACCUCCAUCAUGUGAUAAGAAAGAAGUUUCUGAACACACUGAAGAAACUGAUGAGUAUGAUGGUCCAUCUCCUAUAGGGAUGCGAAGGAUGUUUGGCUCAUUUUCUCAAGAACCCAAAAUUCCUUUACCACCAUCCUCUCCAAUCUUAUCAGUCGAAAAUUCAUUUGCAUUCUCCCUUGCACUGAAGUCAGAUCUGGAACUCAGCCCCUCAGAGACAACAGAUGCACAAAAAACGUGUGACAGUUCUCCCUCAGAAACAAGACUAACUAUUCCAGAGGAGGAUGACGACCAGGGCACAGUUCUCACACACCUAAAUGCAGCUCCAGAGAAAGACAACAUCAAGGGUGACAUUCUUCUAAACACACAAAAAGACAUCAAGCAACCUAAUGAUAAAGAUGUAUGUAAUUUAACAACACCUCCAAAAGAUCUCCAUUCAUCUACAACAAUGGAAAGGAGCCCAAGUGAUAAGAAAGCAGUCCCAGAACACUCUGAAGUUGCCCCUGAAGAGGAGUAUGAUGGUCCAUCUCCUAUAGGGAUGAGAAGAAUGUUUGGCUCUUUUUCUCAGGAGCCCAAGAUUUCCUUACCACCAUCUUCCCCAGUCUUGUCAGUUGAAAAUUCACCUUCAUUCUCUCCAAUUUCACUCUCACUUGACCUUGAACUCAGCCCAUCAGAGAUAAUAGGUGUGCAGAAAGGAAGUGACAGCUCUCCCUCAGAAAUACGACUAACCAUUGUAGACAAAGAUAAGGACAAGGCCACUCUUUCCACACACACCAGUGCAACUCUAAAGAAGGAUAACAUCAAGAGUGACAUUCCUCCAAACACACAAAAAAACAUGAAGCAAAGUACAGAAGGGGCCUGUGUGGUAAGAAAGAACAUCCUGAACAAAUAGUGGAUGAGAAAUGUGAGGAAAUAUCACCAAGGAUGUUUGGUUCAAAUUAUCAAGAUUCCAAGACUUCCUUUCUACCACCCUCUCCACACAGAAGAAGCGAAAAUUCACCUAUAAUGCCACAGUUGAACCUUGACGUCAGCCCUGUUAGUGUUGAGAGUGAAUCAUAAGCCCACCUGUGUACCUCAUGUCUUGGUGAUUCACUCUCUGCAUUCAUAAUCUCUGAAGUUGAUGAGAUUUACAAUAUUUUAAAAGCUUUUGCUAUUUGUUUUAAGGAUAGAAAUCUAUUUACAGAUAUGACAUCUAUUUCUUCUGGUUUACUGUCAUUAUCUAAGUUUACUAUUACUUUUAUUAUGUAUAAGUAGAUGCGUUCAUUAUCUUUAUCUACAUGUAAUGCAUUCCAUUAAUGUGUUACAUGUAAAUAAAGACACAUGAAGCCUGGAUGAAAUAAUAUCAAUAUAGGAGUACUGUUCAUGUCAAAUAACAUUCAUUCAAUAAUGUGGAUCUAAUAUUAUAUAGAGUCAACAUACGAUAUCUUAAUCUCAAAGGAAUUUAUUUAUUUAAAAAAUUCAGACAAUGAGCAGAUGCACAAUGGACAUUCCUUGCGUGUUUAGAAACAUUUCGUUAAUUGCAAAAACCCAUUAGAAAUAUUCCCUGUAGGAAAGUUGUGCAUACUAUAUUUACUAAACCUUAUAGUAGUAUAUACUAUGUCUUUUCAUAUAUAUAUAUUUAUAUAUAUAUUUACUAUUAUAUACGGUAUAUACAUUCACGAGACCUUACCAUACAUAGGAAAUACAGAAAUGGUUGAAAAGAUGAUUCGUACAAGUGCACCAUAAAAUACAAAAUGUCACAAUACAGACUUCACUUUCCUUUUCCUUACUACUAAUGUCAAACACAAAGUAAAGACUUGUUUGAGUACAAUAAAACAAGAGAGUCGCUGAUACCUGAUCUACGCAGACAGGAACCUAAAGCUUUGGCUGGACUUUGAAUUAUUUGUAUUUUACAGCACAUGACAUCAUUACAGCUCCCACAGGCACUACUGCAAAAACUGUGGAGUGUGUGUGUGUGUGUGUGUGUGUGUGUGUGUGUGUGUGUGUGUGUGUGUGUGUGUGUGUGUGUGUGUGUGUGUGUGUGUGUGUGUGUGUGUGUGUGUGUGUGUGUGUG